Paramecium sonneborni is the source of this 427-nucleotide messenger RNA. The record is from the annotation of a GenBank genome assembly. Lineage: Eukaryota; Ciliophora; Oligohymenophorea; Peniculida; Parameciidae.
AUAAAAGAUACGAUGCAAUAUUAAUGCAAAAAGAAAGCAUGAUUUGAAAUUUUAUUAAAUAUUAUAGGCUCUUCUAUUUGUAUAAGAUGGGUUGUUGUUAAAACAGGCUUUUGUUGGAAUAUUAAAAGAAUGAGCUUCAAAAAUAUAAAGCAAAGAGAAAUAAAAUAAAAUUGGAGCCCUUAUGUAUUUCUGUAAUUGGUGAUUCAGAAGGAUUGGAUAUGAUGGAUGACUUAUUGAAAAUAAAAUAGACUUCUUUAAAAGAAACAUAAUCUCAAAUUAAUUAAAAGAUGCCUUCAGAAUCAGUCAUCAUAGAUUUAAGAUCUGGGACAUCUUUGGCAAGUCCAUAAAGAGAAAAAUCAAGUAAGAACCUUAAUUAGAGGUUUCUUUAAAUGUUAUGAUUAUACUAAUAAUAUAAAAUAUAUGCUCA